Bombyx mandarina (wild silkworm) is the source of this 1828-nucleotide messenger RNA. RefSeq names its product tetratricopeptide repeat protein 5. NCBI's taxonomy places the organism in Eukaryota, Metazoa, Arthropoda, Insecta, Lepidoptera, Bombycidae. Gene Ontology annotation, molecular function: protein binding. The record is from RefSeq and is a predicted model, not a curated record.
UUUUGUUUAUUUUUUUCACAUUUCGUCUUUGAGAUUUCGUUCAAUACAUUCUAAAUUAAAAGGGACUAUCACUGUAUCACACAGGACUUAACAAAUUUAGUAAUAAGUUGACAUAGGUUUGAGUGUCAGAAUGUCGGAAUCAGAAGUGGAAGCUGAUAUAAUAGAAAAUGUUGCAGAAGUCCUGGAUAAUCUAUCGAAAGAACUAGAAGAAUUGUAUAGGUUUCGAAACUUGUUUUUCGAAAAUCAACCAAUUAGUAUGGCUGCAGAAAAAAAUAAGCAAGUUGAGGAAAAGAAAAAUCUACUCUUAGAAAAGUUUGAAUCCAUUGAUGAUGCACAAAUACCAUCAGCACUGAGAGCCCAGUUCUUAUACCUUAAAGGACGUUGCUAUAAUAUUAGUCCAACAUAUGAUGCAAGAGCUACACAUUGUCUCAGCAAAGCAGUAAAGUGGAAUCCUCACAUGGUGGAUGCUUGGAAUGAACUUGGCGAAUGUUAUUGGAAGAAUAUGAAUGUUAAAGAGGCUAAAGCCAGCUUCGAAGCUGCUUUGAAACAUGAAAGGAAUCGACUCUCACUACGUUGUCUGUCAAUCAUUUUGAGACAAGAAGGUGGUGACAGAAAACGUCCUGAUUCCACCAAUGCGAUUGGCACAAGUGUUGAACUUGCAAAAGAGGCUGUAUCUCAGGACACAAAAGACGGUAUCUCAUGGACAGUAUUAGGGAAUGCUUUAUUAUGCCAGUUCUUUAUGGUCUCCCAAGAUCCAGCAAUUCUGAAAUUAUGUAUGACAGCAUAUAGGCAAGCCUGGGCUGAUCCUGUUGCUAAGGGGCAGCCGGAUUUGUACUACAAUAAGGCUAUUGCCUUGAAAUAUGACGAAAUAUACGAUGAAGCAUUAGAAAACUUUGAAUAUGCUUGUCGUUUGGAUCCCCCGUGGGAACCACCACAGUUGGAACUCCAAAAGUUAAAACAAUAUUUAAACGAAACAAAUGAAUUAGUACGAACUAAAGGAAAGAUUAAAGUUAAGAAACUGACACAGAUGGUACAGUCGAUAGACGAGAAGAUGCUAGGAAUAUACAGCCCAGAAGGUUUGCACACAUUCGGUGGUCGUCGCAACGUGACCCUAGAGCUGUGUCGGUUGGAAGACUUGCACGAGGGACUCAAUGAAGGAAAAGUCAUAUUAGGAAGAGUCGUUGGCUCCAUUCACAAUGAAAAUGCUGUGCCUUUUUCGUUCGCAAUCGUUGGUCAGGGCAUGCAGUGCGCCUGCGUCACCGUCUACAACUGGGCCUCGGGUCGGGGAGCCAUCAUUGGAGACUGCGUGACUAUACCGGAACCAGUACUGACCCUACACAAACACGCGUCCGAAUUGGCCAGCUACGAGUUCAAGUCGAUCCGCGUCAACAACCCGACGCUGCUGCUGGUGAACGGCAGGCGCGUCGGCCGCGAGCAGUACGCGAGCACGCGCGUCACCAGCACCUACGAGCUGCACUGACGGCUGCACGCGGCCGGCGGCGGACGCCCCCUGCUCUAGUCCGCCGCGCCGCCUCCACUACCACACACCGCUCCCACUCAACAAUACGAUACGAGGAUAGCGUCCACAGCUGAGAGGGUAGUUGGAUUAUAAGCGACAUUUUUUGGCAAUUUCACAAGAGAAGAGAAAGGGAGAUAGAGGGAGAAAGAGAGAAUCUAUAUCGACGGGCAAAUGGCUAUUUAAUUUAAGCGACAUUUUUGCAAUUUCAUAAGAGAGCCAUUUAGAGAGAGAGGGGGGAGAGAGAGAAUCUAUAUAUUAAUACGUGAAGCAAAAACAUUGUAGCCCUUUUACGAAAAUUGCGUAUGAAAU